AUGGCGCGUCCGGUUCUCCCGUUCAGGGACAUCAAUCUACACUCGUCCCCCUCGCACUACGCAUUUACUUCUCCGUCAUCUCCCAGCUCUCCUACUCUGGUCGUCGAGCGCCCAACGGGAGACCUGCGUCUGAACGAUGGCUCGCUGCUGGGAACCAAACGCGUUUCCAGCAUUGCUGGAAUCCUGGGGAUUAUAAAGCUGAAGCUAGACAAGUACAUCAUUGUCAUUACGAAGGCCCAGCCCGUGGGAAGACUCCGAGGUCACAUGGUGUACAAGGUCGUAGCGACUGAGUUUCUCCCGCUCCGUGAACGUCCGUUGCACGAUUCCGAUGAAGAUACCUAUCUUGCUCUGCUCAAGGACCUCCUUCGCAAUGGACCUAUGUACUUCUCCUACUCUCUCGAUCUUACAAACAGCUUCCAGCGGCAGUCUCAGAGCGAUCCGAGUGCUCCACUGUGGAAACGGGCUGAUGACCGAUUCUUUUGGAACCGUUUCAUCAUGUCGGACUUGAUCGAUUUUCGUCUUGGAACAAAUGAUGCGAGUGGUGUGCGGUAUGGCCCGCAGCCAGGGGUGGACCCGUAUAUAUUGCCGGUUAUCUUUGGAAUGCUGCGGAUCACUCCUGCAAAGGUCAAGUCGACGUCCUUCACAUUCGCUCUCAUCACGCGGAGAUCGAGAUACCGUGGCGGAACGAGGUACUUUUCUCGCGGCAUCGACGAACAAGGCCACGUGUCCAACUAUAACGAGACGGAGCAGGUGGUGAUCCUAAACGAUGCCACUGGUGGAUUGGCUGGCUUUGCUGGAGGUCAAGCGAUGCAGAAUGGGAGGGCCGAUGGGUCAGGCCAAGAUCUCCAGGUGCUGUCAUUCGUUCAGACUCGGGGUAGUGUGCCCGUGUUUUGGACAGAAGUUAACAACCUUCGCUACACACCGAAACUCCAAGUCCGAGGCGCGGAGAUCGCGGUUGAAGCUGCGCGGAAACAUUUCGCGGAGCAGAUCAGAAUCUAUGGCGAAAAUUAUCUGGUCAACUUAGUGAAUCAGAAAGGCAGGGAAGAGAGGGUCAAAAGGGCCUAUGAGCAAUUAGUCCGUAUCUUGGUGUCUUCGCCUAGAGAGACCACUGAAACAGAUUUCCCCGUCACAAACGAAAAGGUCCAUGUCGUCGAGACGAACCAGAGGAAGCAAGACAUGGACCGUCUCCACUACGUUUAUUUCGAUUUCCACAAUGAGACGAAGGGACUCAAGUGGCAUCGAGCACAAUUGCUAUUGGACCGGUUGACGGAUGGGCUCAUGCGUGGACAGUAUUUCCGGGGCGUCGAAAAACCCGGAGACCCGAACGGACAGUUGGAUAUACGGACUCUCCAAACGAGUGUUGUGCGAACGAAUUGCAUGGACUGCUUGGACAGGACCAACGUUGUCCAGAGCAUGCUUGGGCGAUGGACAGUGACACGACAAUUGGUCGACGUGGGAGUCCUUCGUCCUGGAGAGUCCGCAAGCGACGACCCAGAGUUUGAGCACAUAUUUCGCAACAUGUGGGCUGACAACGCCGACGUUGUCUCAAAGGCUUAUUCAGGUACCGGGGCUUUGAAGACUGACUUUACUCGGACCGGCGAGCGCACCCGUGCUGGCAUGGUCCAAGAUCUUUCCAAUUCGAUUACCCGAUAUAUCCGUAACAAUUUCAUGGAUGGUCCGCGACAAGAUGCGUACGAUCUCUUCCUGGGUGCCUACCUUCCAGCGGAUUCGACUUUUGGUGGUAUGCUGCUCUUUAUUGAUCGCAGACCGGUCAUCAUUCAGGCUAUCCCGUACAUUCUUGCAGCGAGUAUUUUCAUGAUCAUGGUGGCCACUUUUACACGACGCUUGCCUGAUGCCGCCGUAUGGCCACUGAGGUUGUUCAUCAUCUUUUGGAUGGUUGUCGGUGCAUGGUGCUUCCGCUUCAUCGUCACUCACGGAAUGCUCUAUGUCAACUGGCCCAAGCUGAAUCCUCCUGCCGCGGCUUUGGAAGGAUACCAGGAUGCCCUGAUAUCUGCCCAUUCCGACGAAAUAAUUGGCCGGUGGUUGCCAAGCAGAAGACACCAACGUGGCUACAGUAAUGCUCGUUUGGGCUAUAUGGAAGAGGGCAAGAAGAGAAUCGAAUAA
Rasamsonia emersonii CBS 393.64 is the source of this 2124-nucleotide messenger RNA. RefSeq names its product Phosphoinositide phosphatase (Sac1). Gene Ontology annotation, cellular component: endoplasmic reticulum. Gene Ontology annotation, molecular function: phosphatidylinositol-4-phosphate phosphatase activity. The transcript is spliced from 3 exons. Lineage: Eukaryota; Fungi; Ascomycota; Eurotiomycetes; Eurotiales; Trichocomaceae. Gene Ontology annotation, biological process: phosphatidylinositol dephosphorylation. The record is from RefSeq and is a predicted model, not a curated record. The coding region runs from base 1 to 2124 and encodes 707 amino acids.